GCGUCCUUCAACAUAUCAGGAGGCAAGAUCCAUUCGUGCCUCAGAAAGAAUGGCUGAAGACAAAGUGGAGUUAGCUCUGAUGAAUAAGAUGGGACAACAUGAGGUGAGAGAGCCGAACCUGUUUGAGCGGCUCUUUCAGCCGUGUGUAGCCGAGCUGGUGGGAACCGCUUUCUUUGUGUUCAUCGGAUGUGUGUCCGUCAUUGAGAACGUGGCGGACGCCGGCAGACUCCAGCCUGCACUGGCUCACGGGCUCGCAGCGGCGGUGCUGAUUGCAUGUAUGGCAGAGAUCAGUGGUUCACAUUUCAAUCCAUCAUUCACUAUAGCCGUCUACAUCUGUGGUGGAAUGGAGCUGAAAAUGGUGGUGCCGUACCUGAUCUCUCAGCUUACUGGAGGUUUACUUGGUGCAGUCAUGGCCAAUGGAAUGACCUCGAAUGAAAAAUAUGCACAAGCUCAAGGUGCGGCAUUUACAGUUCUCCAGGCUGAUGACCAUGUUUUGAAGCCGUUAUUUGGAGAAAUUGCCAUGACGUGUCUUGUUACCAUGGUGGUCUUACUGGGUGCAGUUAAUGCCAAGAGCAAAAGUCCUUUGGUCCCAUUUUUGGUGGGCUGCACAGUUAUUAUUAAUGUACUAGUGGGCGGUGAUGUGUCUGGUACAUGCUUGAAUCCGGCGAGAGCUCUGGGUCCUGCAGUGCUGACCAACUAUUGGACUCACCACUGGGUUUACUGGGUGGGACCCAUUACUGGUGGCCUUAUUGCUGCUGCAUUAGUCAGAAUUUUGCUCGGAGACAACAACACCCGUCUACUGAUGAAGUAACAUUCAGUACAUCUUUCAAACAGGCUUUGGAUUUUUAUUUUCUUAAUUCUCUGUCUGAGUGCACCAGAAUUGAACUUGUUCUAAU
Messenger RNA from Sinocyclocheilus grahami, 896 nucleotides. Its product is annotated as aquaporin-8-like. The record is from RefSeq and is a predicted model, not a curated record. Gene Ontology annotation, molecular function: water channel activity. Gene Ontology annotation, cellular component: plasma membrane; basolateral plasma membrane. Bases 50 to 811 code for a protein of 253 amino acids. Lineage: Eukaryota; Metazoa; Chordata; Actinopteri; Cypriniformes; Cyprinidae. Gene Ontology annotation, biological process: water transport; transmembrane transport. The transcript has 5 exons.